AUGCGGGAUAAAUUCGCAGCCCUGCAGCCGCCGCCGUCGCCGCCGACACUGCCAGGUCCCGUCCGGCGCCCACAUUCCGCCCCCUGUCGGCGGCCAAACAACAGCCUGCUGCUGCCCUGUGGGAGGGGCGCCGCCGGACGCCGUAUAUUGGCUGCCGCCGGCGCUGCCUUCUCUUUUUUUCCGCCUCCGCCCCCCGCACCCCGCUCCCAUUCCCGGAACGCGAGGCACGCCGCCUCCGGCCUCCCAGAUUCCGCACCCCCAGGAUUCCAGCCGGACAGUGUCCAGGGCAGGGAAUGCGAGGCCCGAGCAUUCCGACAGCUCCACACUGCUAUCCAGUUCUCUCCAGCUUGUUUGGAUGGAGUGGCGGCUCCAGCAGAGGCCAGCGGACGCUCUGGCACGCACUCUAUUGUCUGGCCGACAAAGUCUGCUCUCAGGAGGAAUAUGAUAGCUUCUGUAGGUUCCACGAACGGGUCGUACCAGCCGGGCAUGGAGCCGAAGCGCCAGCGCACGGCCUACACGCGCCACCAGAUCCUGGAGCUGGAGAAGGAGUUCCACUACAACCGCUACCUGACGCGCCGCCGGCGCAUCGAGAUCGCGCACACGCUGGUGCUGUCCGAGCGCCAGAUCAAGAUCUGGUUCCAGAACCGCCGAAUGAAGUGGAAGAAGGACAACAAGCUGCCCAACACCAAGAACGUGCGCCGCAAGACGAACCCGGCGGGCGCGCCCGUCGCCGCCGCCUCCGGGGGCAAGGGGAGCAAGUCGAGGGCCAAGGACGCCGGGGGCGGGGGCGGAGGGGGCGGAGGAGGCGCCGCCGUAACCGCCAGCGCCAAGAGGACGGCCAACAGCACAGCAGGACGGCAGCUCUUCUCGGGCGAACGUAAGACGCCGGGAGCCGCUAGACGCCACAGCAGCGUCUGCUCCGAGGGUACGGCGUCUGGGACGCUGCGGGCGAGGCCCGGGAAUCUGGUUGGCUGCCUGGCGGGCGUGGGGGCGGAUCUGGACGGCGGGGACCGUGGGGGCGGUGCGGGCGGCGGGGGCGGCGGGGGCGGCGGCGUGGGUAAAGCCGCCCUCCCGCCGAGACGGAAAGGUGCUGGGUACAGGAGAGAUUCCCGGACUGAAUGGACUGCACUGCAGGCUCUAUAG
Schistocerca piceifrons (Central American locust) is the source of this 1143-nucleotide messenger RNA. Its product is annotated as homeobox protein Hox-C4-like. Bases 1 to 1143 code for a protein of 380 amino acids. The transcript has 3 exons. Gene Ontology annotation, cellular component: nucleus. Gene Ontology annotation, biological process: anterior/posterior pattern specification; regulation of transcription by RNA polymerase II. The record is from RefSeq and is a predicted model, not a curated record. Lineage: Eukaryota; Metazoa; Arthropoda; Insecta; Orthoptera; Acrididae. Gene Ontology annotation, molecular function: RNA polymerase II cis-regulatory region sequence-specific DNA binding; DNA-binding transcription factor activity, RNA polymerase II-specific.